Eublepharis macularius is the source of this 8991-nucleotide messenger RNA. RefSeq names its product bromodomain-containing protein 4-like. Gene Ontology annotation, cellular component: chromatin; nucleus. Gene Ontology annotation, biological process: chromatin remodeling; positive regulation of transcription elongation by RNA polymerase II. Lineage: Eukaryota; Metazoa; Chordata; Lepidosauria; Squamata; Eublepharidae. The record is from RefSeq and is a predicted model, not a curated record.
CCGUUGCUGGUCCCGCUGCCCGUCGCUCUGUCUACCCUGGUCGGUUUGGUGUGGUCCCCACCCCUCCCUGCGGAGUGCGGUGCUUUCUCUUCUCGUGGGGCUUUGUAGGAUUUGGCCUGGUAGGAGGCUGGCGAUACCACGGCCUGCUCCGGCUCAUCGUUUGGCGUCAGAGUUACACUUCAAAGUGAAGUGUCAAAAUGGAAGUUAAAGGAUAAUAACUGGAAGAAAAUAGAGAAGGACAAACUCUGGAUUAAGGGUGCCUGGUGGAGAAUGCAAUGGGAUCAAUAGCAUGUCUGCGGAAAGUGGCCCUGGGACAAGACUGAGAAAUUUACCAGUAAUGGGGGAUGGACUAGAAGCUACACAAAUGUCUACAACACAGGCACAGGCCCAACCCCAACAAGGCAAUACUGUAGCCAUUAACCCACCUCCACCAGAAACUGCAAAUCCUAACAGACCCAAGCGUAUGACCAACCAGCUACAGUAUCUGCUCAAAGUGGUGCUUAAGACACUAUGGAAACACCAGUUUUCAUGGCCUUUCCAGCAGCCUGUGGACGCUGUCAAACUAAACCUCCCUGAUUAUUAUAAAAUUAUUAAAACUCCUAUGGACAUGGGAACAAUAAAGAGACGUUUGGAGAAUAACUUCUACUGGAAUGCUCAAGAAUGUAUCCAGGACUUCAAUACAAUGUUUACAAAUUGUUAUAUCUACAAUAAGCCAGGGGAUGAUAUAGUUUUAAUGGCAGAAGCUUUAGAAAAGCUUUUUCUCCAGAAAAUCUCUGAAAUGCCCCAGGAAGAAACUGAAAUUGUUAUAGUCCAGGCAAAAGGAAGAGGACGUGGUAGAAAGGAACCAGUUACAUCCAAGGCAGGAGCAUCAACGAUACAGAAUACAACGCAGACAUCAUCCCCAGCUCAGACACAAGCUCCACAGCAGAAUCCUCAGCCGGUGCAAACAACUCAUUCCUUUCCUCCUGUGACCCCUGCUGACCUUAUUGUUCAGACGCCUGUAAUGACUGUGGUGCCUCCCCAGCCUCCUGCCCCACCGCCACCUCCUGCACCUCCAGCUUCAGCCCCCCAGCCCAUUCAAACACACCCACCAAUUAUCCCAACAACUGCACAGCCCAUGAAGACAAAAAAGGGUGUAAAGAGGAAAGCAGACACUACAACUCCAACAACAAUAGACCCAGUUCAUGAAUCCUCAUCACUGCCCACUGAACCCAAGUCUGCCAAGACGGGUCCACGAAGGGAAACUCGACCUGUGAAGCCUCCAAAGAAAGAUGUUCCAGACUCUCAGCAGCACGUGGUAGAGAAGAGUAACAGUAACAAAGUGUCAGAGCAAUUAAAGUAUUGUAGUGGCAUUAUAAAAGAGAUGUUUGCUAAAAAGCAUGCUGCUUAUGCAUGGCCCUUCUACAAACCUGUGGAUGUGGAAGCACUGGGACUUCAUGACUAUUGUGAUAUCAUAAAGCAUCCCAUGGAUCUGAGCACAAUUAAAUCCAAACUGGAGAACCGGGAUUAUAGAGAUGCUCAGGAAUUUGCAGCUGAUGUCCGAUUGAUGUUUUCCAAUUGCUACAAGUAUAAUCCUCCUGAUCACGAGGUGGUUGCUAUGGCACGGAAAUUGCAGGAUGUUUUUGAGAUGCGCUUUGCUAAAAUGCCAGAUGAACCUGAAGAACCCGUGAUACCAGCUUCCUCCCCAGUAGUGGUGCAGCCCCCUCCCAAAAUGCCCCCACCUUCGUCCAGUGAUAGCAGCAGUGAUAGCUCUUCUGAUAGUGACAGUUCAUCAGAUGAUUCCGAGGAGGAGCGAGCACAGCGGCUAGCAGAACUUCAGGAACAGCUUAAAGCAGUACAUGAGCAGUUGGCUGCCUUGUCCCAGCCCCAACAGAACAAACCAAAGAAGAAAGAAAAAGAUAAGAAAGAAAAGAAGAAAGAGAAGCACAAAAAGAAAGAAGAAGUGGAAGAGAAUAAGAAAAAUAAAACCAAGGAUCCUCCACCUAAAAAGGCCAAGAAAAGUAACAGCAGCAGCAGUAACUCAAGUAAGAAGGAGCCUGUGACUGUGAAGAACACCAAGCCACCUCCUGCUUAUGAAUCUGAGGAGGAGGACAAAUGUAAGCCAAUGUCUUAUGAGGAGAAAAGACAAUUGAGCCUGGACAUUAAUAAACUCCCUGGUGAAAAACUAGGUCGGGUUGUCCAUAUCAUCCAGUCAAGAGAACCCUCACUCAAAAACUCCAAUCCUGAUGAGAUUGAAAUUGACUUUGAGACAUUAAAGCCAUCCACGUUACGGGAGCUGGAGAGAUAUGUAACAUCUUGUUUACGGAAGAAGAGGAAACCUCAAGCAGAGAAAGUGGAUGUAAUUGCUGGUUCCUCUAAAAUGAAGGGGUUCUCCUCCUCAGAGUCUGAGAGCACCAGUGAGUCCAGCUCCUCCGACAGUGAAGAUUCAGAAACAGAAAUGCCCCCAAAACUUAAGAAAAAAGGACAUUCUGGACGUGAACAGAAGAAGCAUCACCAUCACCACCAUCCACAGGUGCAGCAGCAGCAGCAAUUGCAACCCCAGCAGCUGCCACCGCCCCCACCACCUGUCCCUCAACAAGUAGCCCCUCCAGUCAAGUCCUCGCCUCCAGCUUUUGUUCCAGCGCAGAUCCCAGUUAUGGAGCAUCCACUCCCAGGGAACAUGUUUGACACUAUCUCACAUUUCACUCAGCCGAUUAUGCAUCUUCCUCAACCAGAGAUGCCUCCCCAUCUCCCACAGCAGCCUGAGCACAGCACUCCUCCUCACUUGAAUCAGCAUACAGUGGUGUCCCCUCCAGCUUUGCACAACGCUCUGCCUCAGCAGCCCUCCCGACCCAGCAAUCGAGCUGCCGCCCUCCCCCCCAAACCCUCUCGGCCUCCAGCAGUGUCGCCAGUUCUUAACCAGCAACCCAUGCUUCCCCAGCCUGCGCUCCCCCAGCCUCCCCAGGUUCUUCUGGAGGAUGAAGAACCUCCUGCCCCUCACCACAACCUGCCCCUGAGCAACAGCCAGAUGCAGCUAUACCUACAGCAGCUGCAGAAAGCGCAGCCACCAACGUCUCUCCUCCCUUCAGUGAAGGUCCAGUCGCAGCCUCAGCCACCCCUACAGCCUCCCGCUCAUCCUCCAGUGCAACAGUUGCAGCAUCAGCCACAGCAGAGGCCAGUACAUAUGCAGCCCAUGCAGUACCCUUCCCAUAUCCCUCAAUCUCAGGCGCCUCCACAGCAGCACCUACCCCCGCAGCAGCAGCAGCAGCAGCAGCCACCACCCCAGCAGCCGUCAAAGCCCCAGCAAGUCAUCCAACACCACCCAUCACCGCGGCAUCACAAGCCGGACCCGUAUUCAGCCGGUCACUUGAGAGAAGCACCUUCCCCUCUCAUGAUGCAUUCCCCACAGAUGCCACAGUUCCAGGGGCUGCCACACCACUCUCCACCACAACCAAAUGUCCAGCCAAAAAAACAGGAACUGAGAGCAGCGUCUGUGGUUCAGUCACAGCCUAUGGUGAAAGAGGACAAGAUGCAAUCCCCAGUCAUCCGAAAUGAGGCUUUCAACCCAGCCUUGCGGCAGGACCCUCCCAAACACCCAGAAAGCAUCAAGCCACCUGCACAUAUCCAACAACGAACAGAGAUGAAGCCAGUGGACAGUGGACGGCCUGUUAUAAGACCCCCUGAGCAAAAUGCACCACCUGGAGUUCAGGACAAAGAAAGACAAAAGCAGGAACCAAAAACACCAGUUGCCCCUAAAAAGGAUCUAAAAAUAAAGAACAUGGGCUCCUGGGCAAGCUUAGUGCAGAAGCAUCCCACCACACCGUCUUCUACUGUAAAGUCUAGUAGUGACAGCUUUGAGCAGUUCAAGAGGGCAGCCCGGGAAAAGGAAGAGCGUGAGAAGGCCUUGAAAGCUCAGGCAGAACAAGCAGAGAAGGAGAAGGAGCGGCAGAGGCGGGAGCAAGAGAGAAUGAGGAGUCGUGAAGAUGAGGAUGCGCUGGAGCAAGCUCGCCGAGUUCAUGAAGAGGUCCGGCGGCGCCAGGAGCAGCAGCAGCAGCAGCAUCAACAGCCUCAGCAGCAGCCACAGCAGCAACCACCUCCACCGGUGCCAGCUGCAGCUUCUGCUCCACAAGCACAGAGCUCUCAGCCGCAGUCUUCUCAGUCCAUGCUGGACCAACAGAGAGAGAUGGCCAGAAAACGAGAGCAGGAACGAAGGCGCAGGGAGGCAAUGGCAGCUACUAUUGACAUGAAUUUCCAGAGUGAUUUGUUGGCAAUAUUUGAAGAGAAUCUUUUCUAAUAGCACCUGGUUUUCUUCUCCUGACUCUUAAUUUCCCGGCAAAUCUUUGACUCUCCAUAGUGUUGUUGGCGGCUGGGAGGAGUGCAUUCCUGCAGCCUUCUGCAUGUAUGACAGUUGCGGCCUCAGAAGAAUCAGCAGAGUCUGCCUUACAAUUUGACUUUCUUCCCCACCCCCCCACCUCACUGAAGAAAGAGAGACCAAGACACAAGCUAACUCUGUACUAGGUUUGAGUCGGUGGACAUGCAGUAGCUGGGAAGGAUGCCCCUGAUCACUUGAUAUUCUCUAUGCCAAACUUACUUGCAGUAUAUCCAGGACUUUAUGCUGUUCACCCCUUUUCUAUUCAUAAGAAUUCUUGAGUUGCAGAAUGUCUGUGACCCUACAGUGCACAAGACACUCUGCAUUAAGAGGCUGUGUACACGAAGACCCUGCCUGGGCUUCAGCAGGGAAGACACACAAGCUGUUUUUGGUCCUUUCGUCACUGGCUUUGCCUUUAACUAAACUUCCCACAAGCCUUUAGCUGGGAGCCAUUCUCUGUAAGUGUUCGCUUGUGAAAAAGGGAAUAAUUUAGUGGAGGUGUCAAGUGUAACUGGCCAUUUGAGUGAGGUUUUUUUGUUUUAGCAUUGUGUGGAGGUCCAGGAAUCUGAGCUAGACUACCAACCAAAGUCGGUUUCUUUCAAUCUGUUUAUUUUCCUCCAGACGAAUUGGCACUGCUCAACUCUUGAGUGGGUAUUCUUGUCUCUUCAUUACGGAGUGGAGUGGAGUGGGGAAAACAUUAGCACCAGGGGAAGCUCCCACCCUGUCAAUAGUGUUUUGACUGUGGCUGUAUUGUAUAGUGAAUAUAGUUGGCAUAUAUUUGUUUGAGUUCUAACUGGUGAGCCCACCAAACUCUGUAAAGACACUGCUUAUAUUUUGCUCAGUUCCAGACUUUUAGUCUAUAUUUUUAACUGUAAUACCAGAAAGCUACAUUUUGGGUUUUUAAAUGUCAUGACGUCUGUUAAGGUUAGUUUUUAUACAGCAAAGGAGCAGCUCACAGGAGGGCAGGUGGUGGGAGUGGACUUGGGUCAGGAGGAAGGAAGCCCUGCUGCUGUUGCCUUCGGUUGAGCCUUCUCUCUCACACUUAGCAGUGAUCAGUUUCCCAGCACCUUUAGUGUGUUCUUUUCAUUUUACUCUUUGAAUUGUUCCAAGUUUAUGUGCCAUAAAUACCCACUAUACAGUACAAUACUGGUGUGUCAGUAUUGGCCAAGCUCUGGAGUAAUUAAUUGGUUUUACUUUAAUACGGUGAAUAUGCAUUUGGUCUGUACUGAUCAUGGAAUAAACUCAUCUCUUUUUUUUUAAAGCUGGUGUCGUACUGACAUUUCUUUUAAAUCCUGCUUGUGUUAAAAAGGGGAGCAAGAAUUCAGAGAACAGCUUGUUCCCUCUCACCUGUCUUAUUCCAGUAGGGAAGAGAGGAAAUCUUCAGCCAUGGGGUUUCCAACUUGUCACCAACCUAGGGGAGGUUCACCCUGGAAGCAGCAAUAUAAGAGCAACAGAAUUCCAUAGAACCUGUACUGAGACCAAGUAUCCAACAGUUGGUUCCUUCUCAGCAAAGACUGGCCCAGAGGGGACUUCCAUCAUGGCUGGUUUAACUGCAGCUCUAAACCAAAAGUUAGGGAAGAGCACACAGUGACUUUUCUCAGUGACUUUCCUGCAGAGCACAUGUUUCAGAGAGAGUACAAUGCUGCUUCUAAAAGCAAAAACUGGUUUAUUUCUGGAGUGAGAAAAAGGAAAGAUUUGCCCUACACCUAGUGAAUUGUGAUCCACCAUGUUGGUAGCAAAAGCUUUUUUAAAAAAAAUGGCUGCCUGAGAAGUACUAGAGUAGUGGUAUUUGGAUAGGCUGUAGCUGUCCCUAUAAGGAAUCUAUAAAAGCAAAGGAAGAAAUGGAUAUGCACAUCACCUUUCUAUGCAUUUUGCCCAACAAGAGGUGUUGCAGGAACUGUGAGCCACAGGAUUUGACAAAUGCAGACUUGCAAAAUUACAUUUGUGUUGCCAUUUUUAGUGGAUACUGCCCUUGGCUGAGUCGGUGGGCUGGGCUAUAUCACGUGAACACUGUUAUUCAGUGUGCUUGUUCCUGUUGGCUCAGACUUCCCCGACUAGCUGCCGGAGAGGAUGCUGUCACUCUACAUGUGAACAUCUCAGCCAUCUAUGCUUGUGCAGGUUCGGCCAACAAAAGCCCUAUUUUCUCUGUUACCAAAUUUUGGAAAGACCACUCACAGCCUACUAUCAUCUCUUCUCUUUGCUCACUUGAGACUAGAAGAAUCUGUCCUCCCAACAGAUUAUGGUUGGCACAAUUUGUAGAUCAACUGAGCCACGUAAAGUAUUACAGGGUGUAUGUUAUGAAAGUGGCAGGGCCCCAUGUAGCCUAAAUAGAUGCAGUUUGUGCCAGGCUACCUUCAAAUCUCCAAGCUUUGGGGAAAAUAUACUCUUCCCAUUCCUUACGUUCAUACCCUUUGUGGCCUGAGAGCUAUGGAAAAGGGGAAACAUGGAGUUAGUUCUCUACUACCUGUCAGUAGUAUAUCCUUGUAUUUUUCAGUUGUCUUUGCAUUAUUUUCAGGUCUUUUGCAGCAAGUAUGUAAUUGGGCUUGCUGCUUAGUACCAAGACCAGACUUAGAGACUGCCAUUGCCAGUCAGUGUGGCAGAUCACCUUUUGAAUCUGAUUCAGCUUUUAAUUGCGCAUUCAGAUAUUUAUGCCCUUGUCAGAGCUGCAGGCUCAUAUACCACUAUUGAUAACUCAGUGCACUAGCCAUGCACUGACAAGAAAGAAAUUAAAUUUUGGGGUCAAGAGUUUUUAGCAUUUUUGUGAGCAGCUGGUCUUUGUAUUAAAAUUUUACCUUAAGGUGCCUUUUUAGCUCUGCAUCAUUAGAAAAAAUCUCUGUAUUUUUACACAGAGAACCAGAUUGGUGGGUAGUUUGAGUGAGUGAAGGAAUGGAAGGAGGUGUGAUGAACCCAGGAUAGCUUGAUUGUUACCUGGCCCAAAAAAAAUUGAAGUGUAUGCUAAUGUUAAUGAGGCUUUCUUUCUACUGCUAUGAAUUACUGAAACUAAUCAAAUCUUGCUGUGCUUUCAUAUUCUUCCUGGCUUCAUUUCCAAGCCUGAUAUAUUUGUAUCAGGAAGGGCAUAGAAUUGUUGGCUGGCUGAGGCCAAUAACUGCCAUUAGGUUUAAAAUACAGUGGUGUGGUCUGAAGGAUGUUGGAUUCCUGAAGGUGGCACUCAGGCCUUGGGACACUGUACACGUAGGAACAUGUAGCAGCUCUUUUAGGACCAAUGAAUAGGUAGCUACCAUAAGCUCACCUGUAUAUAAAAAUGGCUUCCACCCUUUAAGUGCUGGUGUGUGGCCUUAUCACCCCCAGAAUGCUUGGAAUAUUGGCUCUCCAGUUCACACAGGUUCUUUGUGGCAGGCUUAGUUGAUGGACUAGCCUUUGCUUUUAAAUAGUCUCCCAGGAAGACUAAGAAAAAGGGGGCUCCUAAGAAAAAAGGGGCUCACAUAUCCUCAUGGCUGUAGCUCAGACCUAAGUGGAAAGAGCCCUUUGCCUGUGUCGCCAGCACAUCCUCUUUGCCACAGGUUCAUAAACUGGCCUUAAUCUUCUCAGUUUCUGUGCAGACCCAUUAUGGGGAAAUAAACACUUUGGUUUCUCUGAACACGUUCUGAUCCAUCCAGUUCCAUCACCAAUCCUUUCUCUCAGUAUUCCUUACUCCUAGAGCCCCCGCCCCCUUUUAUGAAGCACUUUGGAUGAUCAUCUCCCUCCUUUAAUUUUAAGCUCAGGGUUUUUGGGGUACUUUAAGUGCAUAUCCGCUGUACGAGUUGAUCACACAUGAAUUUAUCACAAUUGUACAUAAUAAAAACCACCACACUGGCAAAAAAUAAAGGCAUAACAAAAUGGAGAUGCUGGAACUUCUACCAAGAGAGCACCCUCGGUUGUACAAUUUAAAAAUAAAAUAUAAUUUAUAUGUAUGCAAAGAACAAUUCCCCCUUGUAUCUGGACACUAGUGUGGUUAGUCCUUUUUUUAAAACGUUUAGUGCUCUUUGCAUUUGCCAUUUGCCAAACAUUUCUUGUCAGUAGUUGAGAGUUCCACGUAGCGGUAGAGUUUUUUAGAUUGGUGGCUUACAUAACUGUCCUGUUCCUCUUCGCCAAUCCCCUCUUCUGCUCACUUUUAUCUUUUGCAAACUUCUUAAAAUGUUUACAAGCUUGCACCUAUAUAGGGUUUUUUGUUGUUGUUAAGCUGUACUUGGACUUUUAUUUUUAUGCAUUUCUGAAUGAUGAACAUAGAGUGGUAUUGUUAGCUGGAGAAAUGAUUUGUUGGGGGGGGUCUGCCAAAGGUUUUUUUUUUCCUUUUUGCUAUUCUUGUGUUUUAUUUUUCUGUUUUUACAAAAUGUUUCUGUGUUUAUAAUUUGGUUGUUAAUCAGACUGAGACAUAUUUAAAUUUUCCUUUCCCCCCAUGUAUGAUUUUUAACAAUUACAGACAUUAGAUGUAGGAGUCUCGCCUAAAUGAUAUGUAAUCUUGGUUAUUUUUUUCCCUUUCUUCAGUCCUGUACAAAUAAGAGAAAUGUACAAUCCCACUGUACUUAAUGCACGGAACGCUUGGCAAAUAAUUAUGUCAGUGAAUUUGAAACUUGUAUUAAACACUUUAGACAUUUGUAGAAGGGAAUUCAUAGAGUUUUCACUUAUAUACUAAAGGUUUUUUU